CCCCUCAUACAGUAGUACUGCACGUUUGACAAUGUCGACGCGCGAGGUCAUCACGCUCCAGUUUGGCCACUAUGCGAAUUUUGUCGGAACGCACUUCUGGAACGCCCAGCAGGCGCAGUUCACGCUCCCGAGUCCGAACGCAGUCCAGCAUGUCGACCACGACGUGCUCUUCCGCAGCGGCCAGACGCGGGCGAGCGACGACGAAGCCAGCGCAUCAUCGGGCUCGCUGCUGCUGAGUGGCAAUCAGACGGGCGCGGUGAUCUCGACGUACACGCCGCGCCUGCUCGCGUUCGACCUGAAGGGCAGUCUCAGCACAAUGAGCAAGGUUGGCGCCGGGUUGUACUCGGAGUACUCGGAGCGACCGUCCACCAGCAGCGCCGACCAGCAAGCCGCAUGGGCUGGGAAUAUUCAACGAAUCGAGCAAUCCACUGCUCAGAAGCACCCCUUCAUGGCCGAGCUGGACGCAGAUUAUCAUGCGGCGAUUGCAGGGCGACCCAGACCCCAGCGCGAACGAUUCGUGCUCGACUACCAAAAUGUUCGGUUUUGGUCGGACGUCUGUGUCAUGCACUUGCAUCCCCGUUCAGUUCAGCUGACAUCCAAGUUUGUGCAUCACAGCUCCAUCGAGCCGUUCGAUCUUUACGGCCACGGCUCCUCUGUCUGGGCAGAUCCAGAUUUCCAAGACAAGGUGGAAACCGACUUGCACUUCUUUGCGGAGGAAUGCGACUCUCUGCAUGGGUUUCACAUCCUUGCGGAUGUCGCCAGUGGGUUUGGUGGCUUGACGGAAUCCGUCUUAUCGCUCGUUGCAGACGAGUAUGGCUCAAAGUCACGUCUCGUAUUUGGGCUGUCUCCGUAUUGUCACAACUACUCGGACGAUCUGCAGCAGGAGACGUACCGAGCCAAGAGUGCCAUCAACAACGUUCUUAGUACUGCGGCAAUCAGUGAAUUGGCGUCCUGUUACGUUCCCGUUUCCGACUCCAUUUUGAACUUUUCUCCACCCGGACUGAAUGCUCGUGCUAAUUCGUGGUAUCAUUCUUCUGCCGUGGUGGCGUCUCUCAUCGACACGGUCACCCUGCCUUAUCGAUUGACCAAGCAGCACACAUCCAUUCAUCACAUCCUGAGCGUGCUUGCACUCGGCGGUGCCCGGGGUGGCUUGGCCGGCCUCGCCGCUGCCACGCGCUACCCAAGGACCUUCAGUCCCGAAAAUCUGGACAAGCAACUCGAGUCUGCCCCUUCGUACCGCUCCUCUGAUGUCGAAGCUGCCUUUACAUCAUUUACACCUGGUGUUUCUGUGAAGGGUGACAUUCGGUCUCAAUUCACGACGCUUCGUGGAAUUCUCAAGGGGUUAUCUGGAGAGCAAACGCAAGAAGUGUUUUCUCACUUUGCCGUUGCUGGAUCGCUGUCGCAAGCAUGUGACACGUCUAGCGCCUUCCCGUUGGAGGCCCCAUUCCCGUGCUCGGUCUUUGGAUACGCCUCCGCCUCGGAAAUUCCGACUUCUCACCCCGUCAUCGCGUCCCUCCGCUCUGGUGGUCGGGUGAGCAGUGGCGCCGUCAAUCACGCAGUCAAGGCCCUACGUGACGCGAGCUACGCUACCUACGCGCACGAGUAUGAUAAUUGUGGCGUGAGCCGUGACGAUCUGACAGAGGCCCGCGAAUCUCUCCUCAACCUGCGGGACACUGAUUCGGAUGAUGUCGACUUCUAGAGAAAGAAGUGUACCAGUACGCUCAAUAUUCUCCUUGUAUUUUGCUCAGCAUUUAAAGUACAC
This is a messenger RNA of Capsaspora owczarzaki ATCC 30864, 1762 nucleotides long. RefSeq lists its product as hypothetical. The coding region runs from base 32 to 1699 and encodes 555 amino acids. Lineage: Eukaryota; Filasterea; Ministeriida; Capsasporidae. The transcript is spliced from 8 exons. The record is from RefSeq and is a predicted model, not a curated record. Gene Ontology annotation, biological process: mitochondrion distribution. Gene Ontology annotation, cellular component: cytoplasm.